Raphanus sativus (radish) is the source of this 852-nucleotide messenger RNA. Its product is annotated as glutathione S-transferase U5. The coding region runs from base 43 to 717 and encodes 224 amino acids. Gene Ontology annotation, molecular function: glutathione transferase activity. Gene Ontology annotation, cellular component: cytoplasm. Gene Ontology annotation, biological process: glutathione metabolic process. The record is from RefSeq and is a predicted model, not a curated record. NCBI's taxonomy places the organism in Eukaryota, Viridiplantae, Streptophyta, Magnoliopsida, Brassicales, Brassicaceae. The transcript is spliced from 2 exons.
CAACAACACAUUUCUAGGAGACAGAUAAAGAUAAAACAAGUAAUGGCGGAGAAAGAAGAAGUGAAGCUUUUGGGAAUAUGGGCGAGCCCUUUCAGCCGUCGGAUCGAGAUGGCUCUCAAACUCAAAGGCAUACCGUACGAUUACGUUGAAGAAAUACUAGAGCACAAAAGCCCUUUGCUUCUUGCACUCAACCCUAUCCACAAGAAGGUCCCUGUUCUUGUCCACAAUGGCAAAACCAUUCUCGAGUCUCAAGUGAUUCUUCAAUACAUCGAUGAGACUUGGAAACAGAAUCCAAUUCUCCCUCAAGAUCCUUACGAGAGAUCCAAGGCUCGAUUCUUAGCUAAACUCGUCGAUGAACAGAUUAUCACUGCGGGUUUUGUAUCAAUGGCAAGAGCAGACGAGAAAGGAAGAGAGGCUUUGGCGGAGCAGACAAGAGAACUGAUUGUGAAUCUGGAGAAGGAACUUGUCGGAAAAGAUUUCUUCGGCGGUAAGAGUGUCGGGUUCUUGGAUUUAGUUGCCGGAAGUAUGAUUCCGUUUUGUUUGGAGAGAGGUUGGGAAGGAAUUGGAUUGAAAGUGAUUACAGAGGAGAAGUUUCCAGAAUACAGCAGAUGGGUGAAGAACAUGGAGAAAGUUGAGGCUGUGAAAGAUUGUAUUCCUCCAAGAGAGAAGCAUGUUGAACACAUGAAUUAUAUGGGGGAAAGAAUCAGAUCCGCUUAGUCGAAAGUCAUAUUUGGUUCUGUGUUUCAAUGUUUUUAAGUUACUGUCAUGUUUGAACUUUGAACCUUGUUAUCUGUUAUUGUUUCUCAAAAAGCUUAUCUUUUUUCUUCUAAUAAACAAAUUCAUCUUAUAAAA